Molecule: messenger RNA, 840 nt
Organism: Stylophora pistillata
Lineage: Eukaryota; Metazoa; Cnidaria; Anthozoa; Scleractinia; Pocilloporidae
Product: neuropilin-1
Source: RefSeq, a predicted model, not a curated record
CUUUGUAUGCGUCAUUGUCAAAGCAUGUGCCAGUACCUUGUGUUAUUCAGUUUUGGUUCUUUAGGACUUUGCAUUGAUUUGGAUCUUGGAGUGGGAAGUGGAACAAUUCAAGAUGGUCACAUAACUGCUUCUUCUAUAUAUGAUGCCAGCACACCUGCCAAGAAUGGUCGACUGAACUACACAUCAGGAUCAUCCUGGUGUGCAGGAAUGAGUGACACUACCCCAUAUCUGCAGAUUGAUCUACAGACACUUCAUGUCAUCUGUGCCGUUUCAACUCAAGGGAACUCUCAAGCAGAUCAGUGGGUGAAGAAAUACAUGCUGCGAUUAUCCACAAAUGGGACGACGUGGACAGACUACAAGGAGGGAGGAAAAGUUAAGGUUUUGAGAGGAAAUGAUGACAGGAACUCAGAAGUGAAGCAUGUUGUUUAUGGAGUGUUAACAAGAUAUCUGCGAUUUUUGCCAAAAACACACCAGGGUGAGGUGUGUAUGAGAACAGAGGUGUUUGGAGUAGAAAAAAUGUCAACUUGUAAUAUCAAGCCCAUUGGUUUAGCCAUUGGUGGUGAAAUUCCAGACAGCAGCUUUGCAGCCUCAUCAGAAUUUAAUUAUAAAUAUGUAGCUGAACAUGGUCCAUUGAAUAACAAUAAGUCAUGGGGACCCGUGGAUAAUAACAAUGCUGAUGACUUCCUACAAAUUGACCUAUUGUAUGAGUAUAUCAUCUGUGCUGUGGCUACUCAGGGAAACCCAAGAAUUGAUUCACCAGAAUGGACUACACAUUACAAGAUACGUUUAUCAUUUAAUGACACCACUUUUGACACCUACAAAGACAACAAUAAUGAUAAG